AUGAAGACUUUUUUAAAACCAGAAUUAUGUACAGUUUUGCCUCCAAGCAAACCUUAUGGUAUUGGUGGCGAGAAUGAUCUCAGAGGCGGGAGUUUGGGGAAAAGCGGAUUUGCUGGACUCACCUCCCCAGGGGCUCCACCGCCGAGUCCGCUGCCUGAGGCCGCACCCAUGUCCCAGCUGCACAGUCACCAUCGGACGUGCGGCCUCACCCCGGCCGCCGGGCCGUGUCGGCAGUGGAGCACAGGCGGUGCCGGUGUGUCCGGGGAGGGGGGCGUGAGGAUGUGCCCAGAAGUGCACCUUCCCCCGAGGCUGGGGCUGCCUGCGGGGCCUCCCCUCACCAUGGAGCCCAGCUAG
Molecule: messenger RNA, 354 nt
Organism: Pipistrellus nathusii (Nathusius's pipistrelle)
Lineage: Eukaryota; Metazoa; Chordata; Mammalia; Chiroptera; Vespertilionidae
Source: the annotation of a GenBank genome assembly